Messenger RNA from Alternaria atra, 1305 nucleotides. RefSeq lists its product as uncharacterized. Gene Ontology annotation, biological process: transmembrane transport. The coding region runs from base 1 to 1305 and encodes 434 amino acids. The record is from RefSeq and is a predicted model, not a curated record. The transcript has a single exon. Gene Ontology annotation, molecular function: transmembrane transporter activity. NCBI's taxonomy places the organism in Eukaryota, Fungi, Ascomycota, Dothideomycetes, Pleosporales, Pleosporaceae.
AUGAGCGCAACAUGGGCAUCUUCUGCGUACUCUGCUGGCACGCGACAAAUAGCAGCCGAAUUCAAUGUUGGAAACCAAGUCGCUGUGUUGGGUACUACCCUCUUCCUCUUUGGCUUCGGUCUUGGCCCGCUUCUUUGGGCUCCACUAUCCGAGGUUUACGGGAGACGUUUGGCAGUCUUGACGCCCAUGUUCGUCGCGAUCUGCUUUAGCUUCGGUAGUGCCACAGCAAAGGACUUCCAGACACUGAUGAUUACACGGUUCUUUGGAGCCUUCUUUGCUAGCGCACCAGUUACAAAUACCGGUGGUGUCUUGGGAGACCUAUACAGUCCUGCAUGGAGAGCCCUAGCUAUGGCCGGUUACGCUAUGGCAGUCGUUGGAGGCCCGUGUCUAGGGCCUAUCGUUUCGGCAGCCUUCGUUGCCAAUCCCUCAUUAGGCUGGCGCUGGACCGAGUACUUCACUGGGAUACUUCAGGCAAUCACCCUCUUUAUUGACAUUGUCUUCAUCGACGAAUGCUAUCCACCGAAACUUCUCGUUUACAAAGCACGCCGCCUAAGGCACGACACAGGCAACUGGGCGCUCCAUACCAAAUUCGAGGAGUGGGAUGUUAGCAUCAAAGAGCUGUCUAAGAAGUUCCUCCUCCGACCAAUACAACUUCUGAUGACACCCAUUUGUUUUCUCAUCGCACUUUACGCCAGCUUCUGCUACGGUAUCCUUUAUAUGAUGCUGGGAGGCAUUCCGAUUAUCUUUGGAGAAAUGAGGGGAUGGCCAGCUGUAAGCGCAACGCUGCCUUUUUUGGGUAUCCUGGUCGGCGCUAUCAUCGGCUGCAGCAUCAACGCCUACAAUCAGCUCCUCUACAACAAAGUCUACCAUGCAGCUGGGAAUCGCGCCGUGCCUGAAGCACGUUUGCCGCCGAUGAUGCUCGGUUCAGUACUCUUCUCUGCUGGUCAAUUCAUCAUGGGAUGGACUGCCGACCCACAAUACCCCUGGAUUGCUCCCGUUAUUGGGUUGGUGUUACUGGGUACUGGUUUCUUCACCAUCUUCCAAGCUGCUCUAAACUACUUGGUCGACACCUUCACGUUGUAUGCCGCUAGUGCAGUAGCAGCAAAUACCUUCCUCCGAAGCGCUUUUGCGGGUGCUUUUCCGCUGGUGGUCACGCCGUUGUAUCAUAAUAUUGGAGUUGGUCCUGCGAGUAGCAUCACAGGUGGAUUUGCGGCACUGCUUAUACCAGUGCCCUUUGUGUUCUAUAUAUAUGGCAAGAGGAUCAGGAGGGCAAGCAAGUGGAGUCGUGCGAGUGUAUUCGAUUGA